Molecule: messenger RNA, 858 nt
Organism: Lasiodiplodia theobromae
Lineage: Eukaryota; Fungi; Ascomycota; Dothideomycetes; Botryosphaeriales; Botryosphaeriaceae
Product: Short-chain dehydrogenase/reductase SDR
Exons: 5
Coding region: 1-858 (285 amino acids)
Molecular function (GO): oxidoreductase activity
Source: RefSeq, a predicted model, not a curated record
AUGAGCAGCUCCCAGGGUCGCCUCGCUGGCAAGAACUGCAUCGUCACCGGUGCUGCUGGUGGCAUCGGUCUCGAGACCACCAUCCUGUUCGCCCGCGAGGGCGCCAAGGUCCUGAUGUGCGACAUCUCCGGCCCGGCGCUCGAGAAGGGCUUGGCGAAGGCGAAGGAGCUGUCUCCCGCCGGCGCUGUGAUCGAGAGCAAGAUCGUCGACGUCUCGUCCGAGGCCUCGGUCAAGGCCGCCGUCGACCACGUCGACGCGUGGGGCGGUCUGGACGUCAUCUUCAACAACGCGGGCAUCAUGCACGCCGACGACGCCGACGCCGUCGACACGCCCGAGAAGAUCUGGGACCUGACCCAGAACAUCAACGUCAAGGGCGUCUGGUUCGGCAGCAAGCACGCCGUCCUCUCCUUCCGUAAGCACGGCAAGAAGAAGGGCUCCGUCAUCAACACCGCCUCCGUCGUCGCCCUCGUCGGCUCUGCCACGCCCCAGCUGGCCUACACCGCCUCCAAGGGCGCUGUGCUCGCCAUGACCCGUGAGCUGGCCAUUGUCCACGCCCGUGAGGGCUACCGCUUCAACUCCCUCUGCCCCGCUCCCCUCAACACUCCUCUCCUCCAGGACUGGCUCGGUGACGACAAGCCCAAGCGCCACCGCCGUGAGGUCCACUUCCCCACUGGCCGCUUCGGUGAGGCCAUCGAGCAGGCCCAGGCCGUCGUCUUCCUUGCCAGUGACGAGGCCAGCUUCGUUAACGGUACCGACUUUGUCGUUGACGGUGGCAUGACCAAGGCCUACGUCACCCCUGAGGGCCCGCCCUCCGAGGCUCCCCAGAACCUUGCUUCUGGCAGCUUUGUCGGAAAGUGA